Molecule: messenger RNA, 447 nt
Organism: Aureobasidium vineae
Lineage: Eukaryota; Fungi; Ascomycota; Dothideomycetes; Dothideales; Saccotheciaceae
Source: the annotation of a GenBank genome assembly
AUGGAAGGCGCCUUUACUCAUCUCGGGAACCAUUUGAUUUCCGAUUCCGCCUCGGCCAUCAAUGCCGGCGAUGACCUUUCCACCAUCGACGCCGACGAGGCUGCUCUGGACCGCGAAUAUCAGGAAAGGAACCUGAACCAGCCUCCCCAGGCCCGCCCUCGCCGACGCAGAGCCCGCGACAACGACGAUGAAUCCGACAUCUUCCCCGACGAAGACGACGAUGUCGACAGCCUAGCUAGCCAUCAGAUCAACGGCCAGAAUGGUCACCACCACCAGCAUGAAGACCACGAUAUCGAGCUUCCUACACACGCCUGCGCGUAUGUAGCCCAGCACCAUUCCUGUUUGAACCAAACUGAUCAAUCAACCCAGCUACUGCGGCAUUCACAACGAGAGCAGUGUCGCCAAAUGUCUGUCUUGCAACAAGUGGUUCUGCAGCGCCCGUGGUAA